Cuculus canorus (common cuckoo) is the source of this 2993-nucleotide messenger RNA. RefSeq names its product receptor accessory protein 5 (gene REEP5). The transcript is spliced from 5 exons. The record is from RefSeq and is a predicted model, not a curated record. The coding region runs from base 73 to 642 and encodes 189 amino acids. Lineage: Eukaryota; Metazoa; Chordata; Aves; Cuculiformes; Cuculidae.
GGGGGCGUGGCCAAUCUCGCGCAGAGGGUGAGAGCAGCGGGCGGCGCCGGUUGUGGGGGCUUCGCCGUCGCCAUGAGCGCCACUAUGAGGCAGAGGCUCGACCGGUUCCUGCACGAGAAGAACUGCAUGACAGCCGUGCUGGAACGCAUCGAGAGGAAGACCGGCGUGAACCGCACCUACGUCGCCGCUGGCAUCGUCGGGGCCGUGGCCGUGUACCUAGUGGUGGGAUACGGCGCCUCGCUGCUCUGCAAUCUCAUCGGCUUCGUGUACCCCGCCUACGUGUCAAUCAAGGCCAUUGAAAGCCCCAACAAAGAUGAUGACACACAGUGGCUGACUUACUGGGUUGUGUAUGGAGUUUUCAGCAUAGUGGAGUUCUUUUCCGACAUCUUUCUGUCCUGGUUCCCUUUCUACUACAUGCUGAAGUGUGGCUUUCUGUUGUGGUGUAUGGCUCCCAGUCCUUCUAAUGGGGCAGAAUUUCUCUAUCAUCGAAUUAUCCGGCCUUUCUUCCUGAAGCACGAAGCUCAGCUUGACAGUGUUGUUAAAGACCUGAAAGACAAGGCUGCAGAGGCUGCAGAUACCAUCUCUAAAGAAGCCAAGAAAGCAACAGUGACCUUUCUGCAUGAAGAGAAGAAGAGCACUUAAGCUAUUAACUGGAUAGUUUGCCUACCACCUCCUUUAGGAAGCUUGAUGUUUCUGGGAACUGUGGUAUGAUAUUAAUAAUAUUGCCUUGGAAACAUUUUGACAUUUUAAAGGAAUGUGUUGUAAGUUUGCUUACUACUUUGCUAUGUCUGUAUGGGAAGUAAGCAUCUUUAUUUACGAGCAAUGCAGUGGGCAGCAUCUGAAGCUUAAUGAAAAUAUUUUAUUCAUCUUCAUGCAGAAGAAAUAUUUCAGUAAUCUCUUUCUGCAGUAACAUAAAUAAAAAGUAUAUAUCCCACAGGCUCUGCACUUUAGUUGUCUGUGUAUAUGUAAUUACUCUUAACACUUUGACUGUGGUGCAUCUGGUAACAUGAAACUACUGUAAAACGAAAAUACUGGUCUGAAAGGAUCUUCUGGAGUAUACAGGGAGUUGCUGUGAGAGAUGGCAUAAUGGAUGUAUUCCCCACCUACAAAACUGUAAAUGGUGAAAUUACAUGUUCUAGGCACCUGAUGAUAGAAGUUAUUCACUGUUGCAUGUUUUGUUGUAACACAAUAUUUGGUACAGUGUGUGUAUUCUUAACUGGGUAGAUACUAAAUAUAGGAAAGAGUGACUUCAUUCAAGUUACCAAGCUUUACUUAAGUGUGAAAUAAUUUCCCAGAAGUGGAUGCAUUUGAUUGCAAAAGAUCAGCGCGGGAUGACUAAAGUACAACUCCUUGUCUCUUCUUGCUAAAUGAAGUUGUCAUCUAAAAUUAGAGUGCCUUUUAAGUUCACACUCAAAAGCACAAACCACCUUUCGCUAGGGAGUGAUAUCAUUACCAACACUGUUUCCUAAAGUCCAGUUCAAAUACAGACUGCCUCGGACGCCGGUCCCCAGAACUGUGUUGUUAGUGGGAUGGACUACAACCUCCCAUGAGCUUUUUCUGCUCAUAGGAAUCUGCAGUCCCUUCUGACUGUACCAAGAACAACUUUGCAUCAGCACUGAGACUUCUGAAAAGAGAUGCUUUUGUCAUUACAUGAUAUAUUCCUGACCAACCAAUAAGAAUACAACUGAAGUUAAGGGAAUACAGGCUUUUUUUUUUUUUUUUUAAGCCUUGAAUUGGUAUUUACUUUUUCACUCUGUAGUAUUUGAAAUUCAGCCUGAAUUGCUGAGAUCUCCCUGUUCUUGUCUCCAUACUGACAUUUCUUUAAAGCCUACAGUAAUGGUAUGAAGUUUUUAAUUUGCAGAACACACAGAAAGUAAGCCUAAAAUUCUGAUACAAAAAAAAAUGAUUUCUGGUCCAAAACCUUAAGCUCAAAAGAUUUAAUCUUAAAAUAGAUUUGUGAAGACUUUUGGCUAUUGUAAGAAGUGGGUAUAUAAACAUUCAAUGCAAAUUUUCAGAUGCAAAACCUGGAAGAGAAUGGAGUGCACAGCACAACUCAGCAAGUUAGUUUCAUGUUUUGAGAGGGAAGUGUUGUAAGAGACUUACGAAAAAGCAUUUUAAGCUUUAAGCUGGAAAACCCAGCCCUCAUGGCUGGCAGCUUGGAUAGGGAAGUGUGAGACCCACUCUGCAUCAUUUUCUGUAGGGCAGCGUCCAGUUUGUCAUGUGAAGGGAAAAAUGUGAGUGUCACAGCUAAUCAUUCCAUAACAACUUUUUGUUAUGAGAGGAUGGGCUGAAGGGGAUAAAGUCUACAGCAAAGUUACAGAUGUAAGCAAGUGAAAAGUUUGAAGUGACUCGCCGAAUAAGUGGUUUAAUUUUCUGUUUUAUCUUCCUCUAUCUUAAAACCACUGACUUUUGCUGCAAGCCCUAGUCAAUCCCAGUGCUGUGUUUCAAACACUAUCAGCUUUUGUUUGCCUCUUGAAGUAAUAAGUAAUGAAUAAAAAUACUCAAUUUUCUGUUGGAGUUAGGUAACAAAGUACUACAUAACUCUAAAAGCUGCUGAUACAUCUUAGACUUUCCAACCCUGACAAGGUCUGUGGUAGAGUAGGUCUGUAUUUUUCACUUCUCGUACUACUCAACAGUUCUUGCACUGUUAUUAAUGGGGAUAAAAAACUUGUUUUUACAACUUUGUAUUUCUUGACCAGCAGUUAAAUUCAGUACUCCUUUAUCGAAUUUCUACUUGAAGCAGAACUACCCUCUGUUGUUAACGGCAGUUGAUCUUGUUUUCCUUGAUGCAAGUAGAAAUUACUGGAUUUCUGCAGCAAGUUACCGUGUCCCGCAUGUAACUCCACUGGGCUGGCCCCGCAAGUCAGUGCUCUUCCCAAGGAUUCUUUGCAGCAUUUAUGUGCAAAUGUUGGUACGCGUGUCUGCUCUGUGUCUGUGCUGAAGUUGUAAUGUGCUAAAUACAAAUGGACACAAAUAAAGAGAUUCUUACGGGA